AUGAUCAUUGGCACUCAAUCAGCUGAGUUGCGUCAGAAGGGGUACAGGAUUAUGAGAGUGAAUGGCGAAGGACGUUUUUCGAAAGUCAAACUGGCCAGCUCACAGACACAUGGCUCUGAGGUGGCUAUCAAAAUUGUGAAUCGUAGCUUAGCAUCUCAAGACUUUUUCACCAGGUUUCUACCCAGGGACCUGGAACUUUAUAACAUAGUCAGUCACGAAAAUAUUGUUCAUGUGUUUGAAAUAUUAGAGAGCCAUAAUGGAAUAGUCUACAUUGUGAUGGAGCCGGCGGCAACUGACCUCCUGCAGAGGAUCAGUGAGGUCAGAAGGAUGUCAGUGGACCAGUCCAGGACCAUUUUCAUAAUUGUUAGCGCAGUCAACUACCUCCACCAAAACAACAUUGUCCAACGAGACCUCAAGUGUGAGAAUAUACUGAUAAUGUCAGACAGCCGAGUGAAAAUCGACAACUUCAGUUUUAGGAGGUUUUCAAUGGGAUACCCUGAUGUUAGCACCAUGUACUGCAGUUCCCUGCCCUAUGCCCCACCAGAGGUCGUGAACAGCAUUCCAUACGAUCCCAAAAAAUAUGACAUAUGGAGCCUGGGCAUUAUUCUGUACAUCAUGGUCGCAGGACGCAUGCCUCAUGAUGACUCCAGCCCUGCCAGAUUAAUAGAGGCCCAGCGCAGACCUGUGGUAUAUCCAGAUGACCUGACAUUGCCAGCGUCCUGUCAGGCACUCAUCUCCUAUCUCCUCCACUUCACAGCUAAUACCAGACCCAACAUCCAGCAGUAUGGGGUGCCUGUGAAAAUGUUCCUAUUCAAGUUUACAAACGGCCCCCCACACAGCAGGUGGCUCAGCACUCGCAGCUACAGCAAGCGACCGAAAAGAACAAUGAGGCACAAUAAAACUUAA
Lampris incognitus (smalleye Pacific opah) is the source of this 906-nucleotide messenger RNA. It is a transcript of the gene tssk6, whose product is annotated as testis-specific serine kinase 6. Lineage: Eukaryota; Metazoa; Chordata; Actinopteri; Lampriformes; Lampridae. Gene Ontology annotation, biological process: intracellular signal transduction; protein phosphorylation; microtubule cytoskeleton organization. Gene Ontology annotation, cellular component: cytoplasm. Gene Ontology annotation, molecular function: protein serine/threonine kinase activity; tau-protein kinase activity; ATP binding. The record is from RefSeq and is a predicted model, not a curated record.